AUGUCGCGCUCGAGAGUGAACAGCAUUUCUUAUUUUCCAGGUUUCUCACACUUGUUUGUCUCCAUUCGCGUCAACAAUGUGUCCCACUGGCACCUCAAUAGCUCAUCUCCACCCUCAUCUGGCAUCAAGAAUAGUAACAGCACAGAAAAAAGAGGAUAUGAGUUGGACCCAGAGAGAUCCAGAGUACGAAUUUGGUGGACAGGGAAAAGCGAAGGCGACGGUGGAAAAGGAGAGUGUGGAGACGUAUCGUCGAUACGGAGUGGGAUAAUCAAAGCCCCUGUCCGUGGUUUAAUGGGCAGAGGAGAAGCAGAAAGAGAAGCCGAAGUUGAGUCGACAGAAAACAAUAGUUUAAACACAAAGCGGGCCGUCGGAGUGCAUUUGAUGAAAGCGAGUGGAACUGAGCUUUACCGAAAAGACACAGAAAAGGAAGAAGAUGAGGAGAAAGAGGGGACGGAAAAGGCACGCAGAGGUCCAGAACCAGUUUAA
This is a messenger RNA of Sporothrix schenckii 1099-18, 486 nucleotides long. RefSeq lists its product as uncharacterized. The record is from RefSeq and is a predicted model, not a curated record. NCBI's taxonomy places the organism in Eukaryota, Fungi, Ascomycota, Sordariomycetes, Ophiostomatales, Ophiostomataceae. The transcript has a single exon. The coding region runs from base 1 to 486 and encodes 161 amino acids.